CCUCCUCUUACAGGGGGAAAAAUACUAGAAAAACAAGAAAGCCGAGAAGGCUAAGACUGCCACUCUCACUUCCUCACACCACUUAACUGCUCUGAAUACAAUAAUUGCUGAGGGGCACAGUGGUGAGGAGAGAAGAUACCAGUGUUUCACAGACUCUGCCAGACCUGGAGAUUUUACAGCUAGUUAUGUUUUUACGAGGCUGCUGCUCGUCACAGAAAAUGCCAGGAUGAUGCCUUCCUGGUGCUUAGCUGGGGCUCUGAUACCAGCCAUGGCUUUCCUCUCCGGUCUCAGACCAGAAAGCUGGCAGCCCUGCACUGAGGUGGUUCCCAAUGUGACAUAUCAAUGCAUGGAUCAGAACCUCUCCGAAAUCCCUGACAACAUACCUGCCUCAACCAGGAACCUGGACCUGAGCUUUAACCCCCUGAACAGCCUAGGGAGUCAGAGCUUCUCCAAUUUUCCAGAACUUCAGGUGCUGGAUUUAUCCAGGUGUGAUAUUCGGGUGAUUGAAGAAGGUGCCUAUCAAGGCUUAGGUCAACUCUCUAUCUUGAUAUUGACGGGAAACCCUAUCCAGAGUUUAGCCCCAGGUGCCUUUUCUGGGCUCUCACGUUUACAGAAGCUGGUGGCUGUGGAGACCAACAUACACUCUCUAAGGAACUUCCCAAUUGGAAAUCUCAGAACCUUGAAGGAGCUCAAUGUGGCUCAUAAUCAUAUCCAUUCCUUCAAAUUACCUGAAUAUUUCUUAAACCUGACCAACCUGGAGCACCUGGACCUUUCUGAUAACAAGAUUCAAAUUAUUCAUUACCAAGACUUACAAUUUCUACGUGAAAAACGCCUGGUCAACCUCUCUUUAGACCUCUCCCUGAACCCAAUCGAUUUCAUCCAACCUGGUGCCUUUAAAGAAGUAAAACUCCACAAAUUGACUUUAAGAAGUACUUUUAAUAGUAUGCAUGUAAUGAGAACUUGUAUUCAAGGGCUGGCUGGUUUAGAAGUCUACCGGUUGGUUCUGGGAGAAUUCAAAAAUGAAAGGAACAUAGAAAGCUUUGACAAAUCUGUCUUGGAUGGAUUGUGUAGUUUGUCCAUUGAAGAAUUCCGGCUUGCAUAUUUAGAUGCAUUUUCUGGUGACAUUACUGGCUUGUUUAAUUGUUUGGCAAAUGUUUCUGCAAUGUCUCUAGUGAGUCUGUAUGUUAAGAACCUUGAAAACCUUCCUAAAGAUUUCAAGUGGAAAUCUUUAGAAGUAGAGCGGUGUAAGUUUAAACAAUUUCCCCCUUUGGCACUCCCCUCACUCAAAGAGUUGAAUUUUACAAAUAACAAGGAUGCGGUUAACAUGGUAGAUAUGGAACUACCAAACUUGGAGAUUCUAAAUCUUAGUGGAAAUAGACUGAGUUUCCAGUAUUGCUGUUCUUCUAAGUAUUUGGGGACAACAAAACUUCGGCAUUUAGAUCUGAGCUUUAACGGUGUGAUUAGCAUAAAUUCAAAUUUCAUGGAUUUAUGUCAGCUAGAAUAUCUAGAUUUUCAGUACUCCACUUUGAAACACACCAAUCAGUUUACAGUAUUCUUAUGUCUCCACCAACUCCACUAUCUUGACAUCUCUUACACCCACAUCCAAGUUGCCUUUGGUGGUAUCUUUGAUGGCUUGACCAAUCUGAAAAUUUUAAAAAUGGCUGGUAAUUCUUUCAAGGACAACACCCUUUCAAAUAUCUUCAGAGACAUGAUUAACUUAACCAUCCUGGACAUUUCCAAGUGUCAACUGACGAAGGUACGCAAGGGAGCAUUUGACACCCUCCCUAAUCUUCAGGUCCUAAAUCUGAGUCACAACCACCUGGUGUAUUUGGAUCCAUCCCCUUAUGAACCUCUCCUCCAUCUCCGGGUCCUAGAUUGUAGUUUCAAUUAUAUCAUAGCUUCCAAAAGACAGGAACUACAAUUCCCUAGUAACCUAACUCAUUUAAAUCUUACUCGGAAUAACUUUGCUUGUAGUUGUGAACAUCAGCGUUUCUUGCAGUGGGUCAAGGACCAGAAGGGGCUCUUGGUAGAAGCUGAGCAAAUGGCAUGUGCAGGUCCUUUAGCUAUGCAGGGCAUGCCGGUGCUGAGUUUCAGAAAUGCCACCUGUCAAGUAAACAAGACCGCUAUUGGUGUGUCCGUGCUCAGUGUGCUCAUGGUAUCCAUAAUAGCACUUCUAGUCUAUAAGUUCUAUUUUCACCUAUUGCUUCUUGCAGGCUGUAAACAGUACGGCAGAGGUGAAAUGGCCUAUGACGCCUUUGUUAUCUACUCCAGUCAGGAUGAGAACUGGGUGAGAAAUGAGUUGGUCAAAAACUUAGAAGAAGGAGUACCCCCCUUUCAGCUCUGCCUUCACUAUAGAGAUUUUAUUCCUGGGGUGGCCAUUGCUGCCAACAUUAUCCAGGAAGGCUUCCACAAAAGCCGGAAGGUUAUUGUUGUGGUGUCUCAGCACUUUAUCCAGAGCCGCUGGUGCAUUUUCGAAUAUGAGAUCGCUCAGACCUGGCAGUUUCUAGGCAGCCGCGCUGGCAUCAUCUUCAUUGUCCUGCAGAAGUUGGAGAAGUCCCUGCUUCGGCAGCAGGUGGAACUGUACCGCCUUCUCAGCAGGAAUACUUACCUGGAGUGGGAAGACAGUAUGGUGGGGAGACACAUCUUCUGGAGACGACUCAGAAAAGCUCUGCUGGAUGGAAAACCAUUGAAUCUGGAAGGGGCAGCAGAUGCAGAAAAUGCUUACCAAGAAGCAAUCACUGCUAUCUAGGUUGGAAGCAUAUCUCCUGAGCCACUUCUCCACAUGGAUACGCUAAGUACCAAAUGUCACAGACUGCCAGGUGACUGCCAGGUAACUGCCAGGACUGGUAAUCUUGUGGUGCUUACAGUGUGGAUGGAAAAAAUAACUAGGCAAAACCCAGAACUACAGAGUUCCAACCACCUCCGUUAAGAGUCCUGACUAUGUUAGUCCAUUGAACACCCUAUCAAGUCAAAUGAGAACUAAUAAACUUAGGCCUGAUAGAAGCAGGUGGGACCUUGUUUUUCCCCUAAGCCUUUUGAAUGGAAAUAGUAUGUGGGGUUACACUUCAAUUAUUUUAAGAGAGUUUGGGAAGUUUCAAAGGCACUGGAUGUUUGCUUGCUUUGAAUCCAACUCAAUAACUCAGAUGAUUUCUCAUCCAGGAUUCUUUAAUCUCUAAAGGACAUCUGCUUAGUAUAUGCUAACUAGCAUCCUGGUCAUUCCAUCGUAUGUUUUAUUUAUUAAAUAAAAGUUCUUAAUUUAUUUUUA
This is a messenger RNA of Perognathus longimembris pacificus (Pacific pocket mouse), 3265 nucleotides long. RefSeq names its product toll like receptor 4 (gene Tlr4). Gene Ontology annotation, cellular component: membrane. Gene Ontology annotation, biological process: immune response; toll-like receptor signaling pathway; defense response to Gram-negative bacterium. Bases 227 to 2749 code for a protein of 840 amino acids. The transcript is spliced from 3 exons. Lineage: Eukaryota; Metazoa; Chordata; Mammalia; Rodentia; Heteromyidae. The record is from RefSeq and is a predicted model, not a curated record. Gene Ontology annotation, molecular function: lipopolysaccharide immune receptor activity; protein binding; lipopolysaccharide binding.